Messenger RNA from Beta vulgaris subsp. vulgaris (sugar beet), 3564 nucleotides. RefSeq lists its product as uncharacterized. The record is from RefSeq and is a predicted model, not a curated record. Gene Ontology annotation, molecular function: RNA-DNA hybrid ribonuclease activity; nucleic acid binding. The coding region runs from base 1 to 3564 and encodes 1187 amino acids. The transcript is spliced from 3 exons. Lineage: Eukaryota; Viridiplantae; Streptophyta; Magnoliopsida; Caryophyllales; Amaranthaceae.
AUGUUGUGGGAUCACCUUUUCCAAUUACUAUCUCCCUAUCCAGAUUUCCUCAUUAUUGAUCAUUACGAGGAUAAAUUAGGUGGAGAUGUUACUAUUAGGGGAUGGGAGGAUUUUACUAAUUGGAAACAUGAUUUAGAAUUACAAGAUAUUCCUUUUGUGGGACCUCGGUUUACUUGGACAAAUAACCGAGAAGGGUCAGACUUGAUUCUAGAACGUCUUGAUCGUACAUAUGGGUCGCCAGCAUGGUUAGACAAAUAUCCACUUAGUUACGUCAAACAUUUUCCAAUCCUACAUUCUGAUCACUUAGCAAUAUUUUACCAGACAGCGCCACCAUAUACUCCUCGGCGGCGGCCAUACCAGUUUGAAAAUUGGUGCCUUACACAUUCAGACAUUCCGAGUCUUAUAACAUCUGUUUGGCAAAACCCCAUCGCAGUAUCUUCUAUGUACUGUUUUACCAAACAUCUUUCCUUAUUACGUCAAGAUAUUAAGCGCUGGUGUUUGGAUCACAAGGUAGUUUGGGGUAUUGAUUGGAAGGACAUUUCUGAACAAUUAACUACUUAUGCUGAGCCUAUUGAUAAUCUUCAGCAAGGAAAUGCUUUCAUGAGCCAAAGACAACAGUUACUGCAUAAGAAACAACGUUCGACAUUCAUUUAUCUCCUCAAAACUGCGGAGGGUGAUUGGACUGACGAUGUUCAUGCUAUUUCUACUGAAAUCCUGCGACACUUUAAAAACGCUUACACGCCUUCCACUUCUACGGAGCCUGAUCCAGCAUAUGACGAAAAUAUUGGAUUAUUGCUACGGGAACUAAAUCUUCCACAACUUUCUGCUAUCCAGCAACAACAACUCCUUCUUCCUUUUUCAGAAUUAGAAGUUCAUGAUGCCAUGUUUGGAAUUGGGAAUGCCAAGUCUCCAGGGUUAGACAGUUCUACAGCAGAAUUUUUUAAAACUCAUUGGGACCUGCUAGGGGUACCGAUAUUCCAGGCGGUUAGUCGCUUUCUUACCACGGGAUUUAUUUUGCGGGAAUGGAACCAAUCGCUUAUUGUCUUACUACCUAAAGGUCCUAAUCCUGAAAAGGUUACGCAAUUUCGGCCGAUUAGUUUAUGCAAUACAAUUUACAAAUGUGCGUCAAAAUGUUUGGUAAAUCGGUUACGGCCACUGCUACAGGACCUGAUCAGUGAAUAUCAAAGUGCCUUUAUUCCGGGACGUCAUAUGGACGACAACAUUUUGAUUAGUCAUGAGCUCACUCACGUCAUCAAUAAACAUCGUCGCGGGAAUGUUCAUCUUUCCGGCCUUAAACUAGACAUGAAUAAGGCCUAUGAUCGUGUUAACUGGGUGUUUCUUUUAAGUGUUCUCAGAGCAUAUGGGUUUCCUGAACAUUGGUUACGAUUGAUUCAACAAUGCAUCUCUAUUGUCACAUAUCGAAUUUUGGUCAAUGGACAGGUCUCAGAGGCCUUCACUCCUCACUAUGGUCUAAGGCAGGGGGAUCCUAUUUCCCCAUACUUGUUUUUGUUCUGUAUGGAUAUCUUGUCCCGUAUGCUAACACAAGCCACGGAUAUUCGGCAAUUUGACGGUAUUAAAGCACACAGGUAUGCACCUCCUAUUUCCCAUCUUUUUUUUGCUGAUGAUGCUGUUCUUUUCUUUAAGGCUACUACUAAUUCUUGUACGAAAGUUUCAAGACUUCUCGCACGUUUCUGCAUGAUAUCGGGUCAAAUGCUAAGUCUCACCAAGUCAUAUGUGAAAUUUAGCCCUAAUAUUCCUCAAGGGAUGCUUACUGAGUAUAAAAGUAUUCUCAAGCUGGAGGCUACAAGUUCUAUGGGAACAUAUCUUGGUACACCAGUGGACAUUCAGAGGAAAAAGACUCAGCAUUUCACUUAUUUACUGGAUAAAAUCUCACAACGUAUUACUGCAUGGAGUCAUACCCCCUUAUCACAAGCUGGCAAGGUGAUCCUUAUCAACUCGGUUCUCAUUGCUUCAAUUGCUCACAUCCUCUUUGUGUUUUUGCUUCCUACAACCAUUGCUAAUAAGGUGGAUGCCAUGGUAUCGAGAUUUUUCUGGGCUAAACCAUCAGGGAAAGGAAUUGCCUGGCGCCGGAAGGACAUUUUGAAUAUGCCUAAAGGUGCUGGGGGACUCGGACUACGUAGUGUUAUGGUUCACAAUCGUGCCUUACUGAUAAAAAAAGUCUGGCGUAUUCAUCGGAAUUCGAAGUUACUUGUCAGCCAAGUCUUUGCAUCAACUCCCCUACAUAUUCAUUCGCAUAUUUCUAUGUUACAUUCCUUAAAAGGCCAGAGCUCUUGGGGAGCGCGGAGUUUAAAUCAGGCUGAAAAGAUCCUUCUUGAUAAUUAUGCUUGGAAAAUUGGGUCCAACUCAACUCUACGGGCAGGUCAGAAUCGAUGGGUCAAUGGUCAAAUACCGAUAUACCGUGAUCAGAUUACACUACGAACAGCAACUUCUGUCACUGUUGGGUCCCUCAUCUUACAGGAUCAGCAAGGUUGGAAUAUUCCCAGACUUCAUUCUCUAUUCACUCCAGAGACGAUAGGGGCUAUCCGAGGGUUAGAAUUGCCAAGCCUGGCAACUCAGUGUGACAUCCCGUAUUGGCCUCACACAGCUUCGGGUAAAUACACCACUAAGUCUGGCUACUAUUUUCUAUCGCGACAAAUUGACAUCUGUAGCAUGACACCUCCUCUAAAUUCGAAAUUUUUUCGGAUUUUAUGGGGAUUGCGCAUCAUGCCUAAGUGGAAGAUUUUUCUAUGGAAACUUUGGCAUAACAGUUUAGCAACAGUUGCUAAUCUUUCAGCUCGGGGGCUGUCAGUCCCGAGUGAAUGCCCUUGUUGUGCGCUGGAAUCUGAGACCUGCCAACAUCUAUUCAGAAUGUGCCCCCUAGCUACUACAGCCUGGCGGACCAGUCAGUUGGGUAUUAUUUCUAACUCAGUUAGUUACGUUCCCUUCAGAGAAUGGCUUGUUGCAUGGAUUUUAUAUCUUUAUCGUAUGGAUGGGCCUGAUGGUGAUAGCUUAAAUGUCCUUACACAACAAGUCAGGCAGCAACAUCUAACAUUCCUGGCUAGGCCGAUGUUUUCUCAUACAAUUAUCGACGAAGGACCUGGACCACCAGGAUUUCUUAUGGCACAUUUUGGUUCUUCUUUUUGCGGGAUUCCACAACUACAAAUUCAAGUUGAUGGGUCGUGGGUUUCUAAUUCGACCUUGGCUGGCAUUGCUUGGGUUGCUGAAAAUGUUAACAAUCAGAUUCAGAUAGGAGAAGGCUCUUGUAUUCAUGCAGACUCUGCUCUCCUCACAGAAGCUAAGGCAUGUCUUCAGGCCUUGCUUUGGGCACAAGGUCAAGGUUAUCAAAAACUCUACCUGCACACAGAUUCCGAAAUUAUCGUCCUAAGCUUAUUAAAACCACUGACAUCUCCCAUUUCGAUCACUUGGACACUCGGUGAUAUUCGCUUGAUCGGCCAGCAAUUUGUAUGGUGUAGAAUUACCAAGGUCGCUCGUUCACAGGUUCAAAAGGCUCACGAUCUGGCAACACGUGUCAGACAGGGACAUGUACCGUUACUUCGUCUUUAA